UUUACGCAACGCGGAGGCGCUCAGUGCAGAGUACUCUCUCACGAAGACGAUCAACAAUGGCACGAAUCCAGUUGGAUGCAAUCGGUCGUUUUGCAUAAUUGCUCAUAAUUUAGGAUUCCAAGUGUCUAUUUUACUCAAGAAAGCAGAUUGUGGCUUAGCGUAAUGGGCCGAUCACGGUCACCACAAAGACGAGAGCGUCAUAGGUCCCGAUCACGAGAGCGAGACCGAGAUGGAGAGCGUAGAGGGAUCCGAGAGCGUCACAGGAGCCGUUCCUUGUCUCCUAGGCACAGGUCGCCACGGCGGCGUAGGUCUCCACGUAGGAAAUCAAGGUCUCCACGGCCACGUAGAUCUCGGAGCAGGGAACGCAAGGAGAAGAAGGAGGCUCUGCCCAAAUUUCUCCUGGACCGUCCUCCUAUUACGGACAAGGAUCUCGAAGGGAAGACUGAGGAGGAAGUGGAAAUGAUGAAGCUCAUGGGAUUUGCUAACUUUGAUACCUCCAAAGGAAAGCACGUUCCGGGGAACAACGUCUCUGCAGUGCACGUCAUUCACAAACGCAAGUACCGUCAGUACAUGAAUCGCAAAGGUGGAUUCAACAGACCCCUGGACUUUGUUGCGUGAGACCUUCUGGAGCAAAAACAUCUCUUGCGAUGUCAUCUAAGGGAAAGCACGUAUCUUGGCCAUUUAUCUAAUCUAGCCGAGGCUUUGUUCCAGAAAUGGGAAAAUGCUGGUUGAGAUUCCUCUUUACAGCGUUGCACACGUGUAAGCACAUAAUUUACCUUAUGUAACUGUGGCCACACGCAAUAAUGCAUAUUUCUAUAAAGGUGCAUUUCAUUUUGA
Molecule: messenger RNA, 837 nt
Organism: Ornithodoros turicata
Lineage: Eukaryota; Metazoa; Arthropoda; Arachnida; Ixodida; Argasidae
Product: U4/U6.U5 small nuclear ribonucleoprotein 27 kDa protein-like
Exons: 7
Coding region: 163-618 (151 amino acids)
Biological process (GO): RNA splicing
Cellular component (GO): precatalytic spliceosome
Source: RefSeq, a predicted model, not a curated record